UGUGUAUCAGCCAUCUACCCUGCAUCUUCCUCUCCUCCGAUUCCUGCAUCACAGAGAGAGAAAGCCAGCCAGUCAGCAGAUCUCCCAACUCGUGUAAUAAAAUAUGCAGAAAACAAACUAGGACUGGUUAAAGUCAACCCAAUCGAUCGCUAUCAUCUGGGCUCAUGGAUUGACUGAGCAUAGCCUCUUUCCCCACAUCUCCAUUUCCAUUUGCAGAGCGGGACAAGAUUUUGGGAGCAGAUGAUGGCGGGAAGAAGAGUCGGGCCAUUGAUGCGGAAUAACAGCAGCGGCGCCGCCUUCAUCAAAUCCAAAGUCGGAAUCGCGGUUGCGCUCGGGAUCUUGCUCGGUUUCGCCUUCGCUUUCUUCUACCCUCACGGCUUCUUCGUUUCCGCUACUAGUGCUCGCCUCCAGACUUCCUCCCUCCGCUCCGUUAUUUCCCAGGUGGUAUCAACCUCCUGCGAACCAUCCGAGAAAGUCAAAGCCUUAAAAUUCGAAUUUUCUGAAGCAUCAGAGAAGAAUGCAGAGCUGCAGAAACAAGUCAAGGAGCUAACUUCAAAGCUCAGGUAUGCUGAACAAAUCAAACAACAAGCAGAAACUCAAGUUGCCAUAUUAGGCCAACAGCACAAGGCUGGACCUUUUGGUACUGUCAAGAGUCUAAGAACAAACCUCGCAGUCAUCCCAGACGAAUCUGUGAACCCAAGGUUGUCAGCCAUACUUGACAAAGUCGCCGUCCAGAAAGAACUCAUAGUCACUCUAGCCAACUCGAAUGUGAAAGAAAUGCUCGAGGUCCAGUUCACCACCAUCAAAAAGCUUGGCAUACCCAAUUACUUGGUUGUCGCUUUGGAUGAUGAAAUUGUUGACCUUUGUGAAUCCAAUGACAUUGCAUUCUACAAGAGGGACCCCGAUGAAGGUCUCGAUUCAGUAGGAAAGUCUGGUGGCAAUCACGCUGUAUCGAGCUUGAAAUUCCAAAUCUUGAGGGAGUUCCUGCAGCUGGGUUAUGGUGUUCUUCUCUCGGAUGUUGACAUUGUCUAUCUACAGAACCCGUUUAAUCAUCUGUACAGGGAUUCUGACGUGGAGUCGAUGACGGAUGGACAUAACAACAUGACCGCCUAUGGAUACGACGACGUGUUUGAUGAGCCAUCCAUGGGAUGGGCUCGGUAUGCUCACACGAUGAGGAUAUGGGUCUACAACUCAGGGUUCUUCUACAUUAGACCGACGAUUCCUUCAAUCGAGCUCUUGGAUCGUGUGGCAUACCGCCUUGCUCACGAGACUGCGUGGGAUCAGGCAGUGUUCAAUGAGGAGCUGUUUUUCCCAUCGCAUCCUGGCUACGAUGGAUUGUUUGCUUCAAGGAGGACCAUGGAUUAUUAUAUUUUCAUGAACAGUAAGGUUCUGUUUAAGACUGUUCGGAAAGAUGGUGAGUUGAGGAAGAAGGUGAAGCCAGUGAUUGUUCACGUGAAUUAUCAUCCUGAUAAGCUCCCACGGAUGAGGGCUAUCGUGGAGUUCUAUGUUAAUGGAGACCAAGAAGCAUUGAAGUCUUUCCCCGAUGGAUCAGAGAAGUGAAACAAUGGCGAUUCGGUUCAUUAGGAAAACUCCACAUUUUGGCUAGUUCUUCAUGAGCAAAAAUUUGUAGUCAAUUUUGAAGGUUCUCAUGUGUGAAUGUAUCAUUUGUAUGUCUGAGCCAUUUUAGCUUGACCACGGAGAUAAAGAAGGAAAGUUACUGUUGAGUUCACGGUGGAAAGAAAAUUGCAGAGGAAUUCCUGUUUAUCCUGUAUUCUGUUCGGUUCUUCUAGUUCAAAAUUAUUUUGUAUCAAUGACAAGAUGGUUGUUCAUAUCUCAGUUUUGGUCUCAUCACAAAUUUAAUCUUGAGUUCUUGACAAA
Molecule: messenger RNA, 1878 nt
Organism: Linum tenue
Lineage: Eukaryota; Viridiplantae; Streptophyta; Magnoliopsida; Malpighiales; Linaceae
Source: the annotation of a GenBank genome assembly